Molecule: messenger RNA, 977 nt
Organism: Annulohypoxylon truncatum
Lineage: Eukaryota; Fungi; Ascomycota; Sordariomycetes; Xylariales; Hypoxylaceae
Product: putative acetyltransferase, GNAT family
Exons: 2
Coding region: 67-771 (234 amino acids)
Molecular function (GO): protein-N-terminal-alanine acetyltransferase activity; protein N-terminal-serine acetyltransferase activity
Source: RefSeq, a predicted model, not a curated record
CUUAAAAGCCUCGAGAAAUCGUGUUGAAUGCCUACCUAGUAUCUUAUUCCAUAUAUAGUAGAAAAUAUGGCAAGCCGGACCCCUAACCCACUCGGCGCGCCUGUCGGCGGUAAGCCGGCUCAACGUCCGUCCCGGGAGACGAGGUUGGUUGGUCGACACGUUACACUAGUCGGUUUGACGAGUGCGCAACAUGCAGACGAGCUCUACCCGCAUGUAUCAGGGCCGAAGAAUGCGCAUCUCUGGGAUUACUUGCUCGAAGAGCCGUUCGAUGACAUUGCCGUAUUCCGAGCUAGUAUUGAAGCCAAAGAGGCCAGUCGAGAUCCCGUAUUUUACGCCAUCUUAUUGAAUGAUGGGGAAAAGGACGAGGUCGCCGGCAUGGCUAGUUACAUGCGAAUCGAACCCGGCCACCGCUGUAUCGAAGUCGGCAGCUUAUUAUUCUUGCCGAAAUUACAGCGCACGCCGGCUGCCACCGAAGCCAUGUAUCUGAUGGCACGACAUGUAUUCGAAGACCUGGGCUACCGAAGAUACGAGUGGAAGUGUAAUGCGCUUAACGCCCCGAGCCGGAGAGCAGCUUUGCGUCUUGGGUUCACGUUUGAAGGUCUCUUUAGAAAACACAUGAUUAUCAAGGGACGUAGUAGAGAUACCACCUGGUUUUCAAUGAUUGAUGAUGAUUGGCCCGGUAUCAAGCAAGCUUUGGAAGCUUGGUUAGACCCUUCGAACUUCGAUGACGAGGGCAAGCAGAAGAGGAGGCUAGAAGAGUUCAGGCAAUGAUAAACAGAGAUGAAAAAUAAGGCGGUAGACCUGGAUUAUAGAAAGAGUAAAUGAAACUUAUAAGAAGUCCAGAAGUCACGACAGAUUGGGUUUUUGCAAAGUUGCUUAAAGGUAGGUACGUAUUAAAAUGGCUUGUUUGUGGCAGAUCAUUCAAUGUGGCGCACAGAAUCAGCUGAUCACAGCUGGUGUGAAAGCCAUCUGCAAAG